CUUUUCACACAAUCCUCUAUUUGCCGAAACUGGAGACUUCCAUGGCAGGAAGGUUGAGGGAGGGAUGAGACCUCGUCUUGCAACUGCUUUGGGCACUACCUUGCGCUCAUAUUCUGGCUUCAGUGACGACAUACAGGAAAAGGCUAGGUAGCCAAUCCCGAGCCCAGAAACAGUUCAACCCUCCCCCAACUCGCUCCUCCCCUCCCUUCCGCUGACGUGUCUGGAUCUCGUGUUCCGAAAGGCUAGCACUAGGCGCCAAGCGGUCGGUUUCCUUGGCGACGGAGAGCGCGGGAAUUUUAGGUAGAUUGUAUUUGCGGCUGCGCGGCGGCAGCUGGUGCAGCCCGAGGACCCAGCACCCUUCUGGGGGCUUCGCCGGCAUUUAGGCCUCGGCGCUUGGAAGCACGGAUCUUUUUUCUCGGAGGAAAGUUCACUGGAACUGGAAGAAAUGGAUUUAUCUGCUGUUCGAAUUCAAGAAGUACAACAUGUCCUUCAUGCUAUGGGGAAAAUUUUAGAGUGUCCAAUCUGUUUGGAACUUAUCAAAGAACCUGUUUCCACAAAGUGCGACCACAUAUUUUGCAAAUUUUGUAUGCUGAAACUUCUUAACCAGAAGAAAGGGCCUUCACAAUGUCCUUUGUGUAAGAAUGAGAUAACCAAAAGGAGCCUACAAGGAAGUACAAGGUUUAGUCAGCUUGUUGAAGAGCUGCUGAAAAUCAUUGAUGCUUUUGAACUUGACACCGGAAUGCAGUUUGCAAAAGGUUUUAAUUUUUCAAAACAGAAAAAUAACUUUUCAGAGCAUUUAAAUGAGGAGGCAUCUGUCAUCCAGAGUGUGGGCUACCGAAACCGUGUCGAAAGGCUUCGACGGAUUGAAUCUGGAAAUGCUACGUUGAAGGACAGCCUCAGUGUCCAGCUGUCGAACCUUGGAAUUGUGAGAUCAGUGAAGAAAAAUAGGCAGACCCAACCUCGAAAUAAAUCUGUCUACAUUGAAUUAGAAUCUGAUUCUUCUGAAGAGACAAUAAAUAAUCCAGAUGAUUGCAGUGUGAAAGACCAUAAAUUGUUACAGAUCGCCCCUACAGGAGCUGGAGAUGAAGGCAAGUUGCAUUCGGCAAAAGAGGCUGCUUGUGAGUUUUCUGAGGGCAUAAGAAACAUUGAACAUCAAUGCAGUGAUAAAGAUUUGAACCCCACUGAGAAUCAUGCAACUAAAAGGCAUCCAGAAAAACGUCAGAGUAUUUCUGUUUCAAACGUGCAUGUGGAGCCAUGUGGCACAGAUGCUCAUGCCAGCUCAUUACAGCCUGAGACCAGCAGUUUAUUGCUCACUGAAGACAGAAUGGAUGCAGAAAAGGCUGAAUUUUGUAAUAAAAGCAAACAGUCUGGCAUAGCAGUGAGCCAGCAGAGCAGAUGGGCUGAAAGUAAAGAAACGUGUAAUGAGAGGCGGGUUCCCAGCACUGGGGAAAAGGUAGAUGCAAACGCUGAUUCCCUCUGUGGGGGAAAGAAGUGGGCUCAUCCGAAAAGUCUGUGCCCUGAGAAUUCUGGAGCUACCACCGAUGUUCCUUGGAUAACACUAAAUAGCAGCAUUAAGAAAGUUAAUGAGUGGUUUUCCAGAACUGGUGAAAUGUUAACUUCUGACGGCGCGUCUGACAGGGAUGAGUCAAAUGCUAAAGCAGCUGUUGUGUUGGAAGUUUCAAAUGAAGUAGAUGAAUGUUUCAGUUCUUCCAAGAAAAUAGACUUAGCAGCCCCUGAUUCCCUUAAUGCUUUAAUGUGUAAAAGUGGAAGAGACUUAUCCAAACCAGUAGAGAAUAAUACUAACGAUAAAAUAUUUGGGAAAACCUAUCAGAGAAAGGGAAGCCGCCCUCCCUUGAACCAUGUGACUGAAAUUAUAGGGACGUUUACUAAAGAACCACAGAUAACACAAGAGCAGCCCUUCACAAAUAAAUUAAAACGAAAAAGAAGUACAUGCCUUCAACCUGAGGACUUCAUCAAGAAAGCAGAUUUAGCAGUUGUUCAAAGGACUCCUGAAAAUAUGAAUCAGGGAACUAACCAAAUGGAGCCAAAUGACCAAGCAAUGAGUAUUACCAGUGACUAUCAGGAGAACAAAAUAACAGGUAAUAAUCUCCAGGAAGAGAAAAACGCUUAUCCAAUAGAAUCAUUGAAAAAGGAACCUGCUUUCACAGCUAAAGCCAAAUCUUUAAGCAACAGUAUAAGUGAUUUGGAGGUAGAGUUAAAUGUCCACAGUUCAAAAGCACCUAAGAAAAAUAGGCUGAAGCGGAAGUCUUCUACCAGGUGUGUUCUUCCACUUGAACCAAUCAGUAGAAAUCCAAGUUUACCUACUUGUGCUGAACUUCAAAUCGAUAGUUGUGGUAGCAGUGAAGAAAAGAAAAACAAUUCCAACCAAACGCCGGCCAGGCACAGUAGAGAGCCUCAGCUCAUCAAAGACACUGAACCUGCAGCUGAUGCCAAGAAGUACGAGCCAAAUGAACACAAAAAGAAGAGAAGUGCCAGCGAUGCUCUCCCAGAAGAGAAAUUAAUGAACAAAGCUGGUUUAUUAACUAGCUGUUCAAGUCCUAGAAAACCUCAAGGACCUGUCAAUCCUAGCCCUCAGAGAAAAGGAAUAGAGCAACUUGAAACAUGCCAAGUGCCUGAUAAUACCAAAGAACUCAGGGACCUAGUCCUGGGGGGGGAGCCCAGUGGCAAACCUACCGAGCAAUCUGAGGAGAGCACUAGUGUGUCCUUGGUACCUGACACUGACUACGACACUCAGAACAGUGUCUCAGUCCUGGAAGCUAGCACUGUCAGAUACACAAGAACAGAGUCCGCUCAGUGUAUGACUCAGUUUGUCGCAAGUGUAAACCCCAAGGAACUUGUCCAUGGUUCUAACAAUGCUGGAAGUGGCACAGAGUGCUUCAAGCACCCGUUGAGACACGAGCUUAACCAUAGUCAGGAGACAACAGAAAUGGAAGACAGUGAACUUGAUACUCAGUAUUUGCAGAAUACAUUUCAAGUUUCAAAGCGUCAGUCAUUUGCUUUAUUUUCAAAACCUAGAAGUCCCCAAAAGGACUGUGCUCACUCUGUGCCCUCAAGGGAACCGAGUCCAAAGUUGACUUCUAAAGGUACAGAAAAAGAACAUCAGGAACAAGAAGAGUCUGAAAUCAGUCAUGUACAGGUAGUUACGGCCACGGUGGGCUUACCUGUGCCCUGUCAGGAAGGUAAGCCAGAUGCUGAUAUACCGUGUGCUGGAGUUUCUGGGCUUUGUCCAUCAUCUCAUUACAGAAGCAGUGAGAAUGGACUCAGCACCACAGGUAAAGCUGGAAUUUCACAAAACUCACAUUUUAAACAAUCAGUUUCUCCCAUCAGGUCAUCUAUAAAAACUGACAAUAGGAAACUUCUGACAGAGGAACGAUUUGAGAAACAUACAUCAUCAACUGAAAAGGCAAUGGGAAAUGAGACUAUUGUUCAAAGUACAGUACACACAAUUAGCCAGAAUAACAGAAACAAUGCUUGUCGAGAAGCCAGCUUGGACAGUAUUGAUGAAGUAUGUUCCACUGGUGAAUACUUCCGGGGACAACUAGGUAGAAACAGAGGGCCCAAGGUAAACACUAUGCUUCCAUUUGAUAGUACACAACCUGGUGUCUGUAAGCAAAGUGUUUCUGCAAGUGAUAAGUAUCUUGAGAUAAAAAAGCAGGAGGGUGAGACUGUUGGUGCAGACUUCUCUCCGUGUCUGUUCUCAGAUCACCUUGAACAACCUAUGAGAAGUGGCAAGAUUUUUCAGGUUUGCUCUGAGACACCUGAUGACCUGUUGGAUGAUGUUGAAAUACGUGAAAGUACUAGCUUUGGUGAAGGGGACAUAAUGGAGAGGUCUGCUGUCUUUAACGGAAGUGUCCUGAGAAGAGAGUCCAGUAGGAGCCCUAGCCCUGUAACCCAUGCAUUGAUGUCACGGAGUCUCCACAAAGGGUCUAGGAAAUUAGAAUCCUCAGAAGAGAGUGACUCUAGUGAGGAUGAAGAUCUUCCCUGCUUCCAACACUUACUGAGCAGAACAAGCAAAACACCUGAACUUACCAGAUGCAGCAAUGUUGUGACACAGCGUAUGUCAGAGAAAGCAGAGGGGACCCAAGCACCAUGGAAGGGUAGCAUCAGUGACUGCAAUAAUGAGGUGAUCCUGAUAGAAGAACAUCAGUUUAGUGAGGAUCCAAAAUGCUCUGGCAGCAUGUUCUCUUCACAGUACAGUGCUGCCCAAGGUUCACCUGCAAAUGCAAACUCCCAGGAUGCCAAUUUUAAUCCACAUUCCAAACAAAGGAGUCGCCAGUCUGAGAAUGAGGAAGCUUUCUUAAGUGACAAGGAAUUGAUUUCAGAUAAUGAGGAAAUGGCAGCUUGCGUAGAAGAGGAUAACGACCAAGAGGAUAGUAUAAUCCCAGAUUCAGAGGCAUCUGGAUACGCGAGUGAAACAAACCUUUCUGAAGACUGCUCACAGAGUGAUAUUUUAACCACUCAGCAGAGGGCGACCAUGAAAGAUAACCUGAUAAAGCUGCAGCAGGAAAUGGCUCACCUGGAAGCUGUGCUGGAGCAGCAUGGGAACCAGCCUUCUGGUCACUCCCCUUCCCUACUACCUGACCCUUGUGCCCUGGAAGACCUGCCAGAUCUGGAACAAAACAUGUCAGGAACAGCAAUUUUAACUUCAAAGAACAUUAAUGAGAAUCAUGUAAGCCAGAAUCUGAAGAGCGCUUGUGAUGCCAAAUUCCGUCCACAACAUCCGGAUGGUCCCACCAGUAGAGAUAAGGAGUCAGGCAUGGGAAGACCCCAUGCAGCCACCAGACAGGCAUCAGGCUGUAAGAAGCCACAGGACCCCGCUCCAGGGGUGGGGGAGGCGCAGUCUGAGGUCCCUGCAGAACUGCUUGGAGCUGGCUCGGAGGCCAAGACCGGCAGGUUCUCAAUCUUGGGCACCACAGACCACAGAAGAGCUGAGAACAGUGUGGGCCCACAGGCAGGGCUUCUGGCGGAAGUUGAAUUUGUCUUCCUUGCAGAAGGAACCCCAUACCUGGAAUCUGGAAUCAGCCUUUUCUCUAGUAGAGACCCCAAAUCUGACUCCCCUAGAGAGCCAGCCCGUGUUUGCACCACACCAGGUUCAACCUCUGCACUGAAAAUACUCCACGGUCAAGUUGCCGAGUCUCUCUGGAGUCCAGCUGCUGCUAGUGCUGAUGCUGCAGUGGUUGGAACCGUGACAUCUUCAAAAGAAAGAGCAGCUAGAGAAAUAUCCAUGGUGGUGUCAGGCUUGACUCCCAAAGAAAUAAUGAUUGUGCAAAAGUUCGCCGAGAAAUACCGCCUCACUUUAACUGAUACGGUCACUGAGGAGACUACACAUGUAAUUAUAAAAACAGAUGCUGAGUUUGUGUGUGAACGGACACUGAAAUAUUUUCUGGGCAUUGCAGGAGGAAAGUGGAUAGUUAGCUAUAAGUGGGUGAUCCAGUCUAUCCAAGAAAGAAAACUUCUCAAUGUGCAUGAAUUUGAAGUCAAAGGAGAUGUUGUGACUGGAAGAAAUCACCACGGUCCAAAGCGAUCCAGAGAAUCCCAGGAAAAGCUCUUCAAGGGCCUACAGGUCUAUUGUUGUGAGCCCUUCACCAACAUGCCCAAAGAUGUGCUGGAGAGGCUGCUGCAGCUGUGCGGGGCUUCCGUGGUGAAGGAGCUUCCACUGCUCACCCCUGACACAAGUGUUCAUCCAGUUGUGAUCGUGCAGCCAAGUGCCUGGACAGAGGACAGCGACUACCCUGAUAUUGGGCAGCUGUGCAAGGCUCGUCUAGUGAUGUGGGACUGGGUGUUGGACAGUAUAUCCGUCUACCGGUGUCAGGAUCUGGGUGCCUACCUGGUACAGAAUAUCACCUGUGGCCCUGAUAGUUGCAGGCCACAAGACUCCAAUGAUUAAUUUAAGUCCGGAAGCAUCUCUCUUUGGUACUUCCAUACCCUACUUUACUAAGUAUUUUUCAUGCAUCAGCCUGGAAAAAACAGCUUCUACUAGGUGCCUUAAAGUUUUUCUAAUUAAGUCCCCCUUUGAAAUCCGUCUUGAGCAUAAAAAGUUCUCACCUAGAAAACUUUAUCCCACCAAUUGAGCAAGAUGCUAAUCCGUUGUAUAUCGUUCUUGGAGAGACAGUAGAGUGGCUUGGCCGGUCUGAGCUAGGCAUGGUGGUGCUUGCCUAUAAUCACAGCACUUGGUGGAAAAAGACGGGAGUGUCGUGAGUUCAGAGCCAGCCUGGGCUAUAUACGACUGAAGAACAAAUAGCUAGUGGUCCUAAUUUGUUCCUUAUAAAAUCGCAUGUUCAUAAAGGCCAAGAGUCAAGUCCUUCAGGGCUUGAGACCUGUGAUUAGACGUAAAAUCAGUGCUCCUCGGGGCUCCAGGUGUAAUACCCAGCACCAAACAACACCUAGAAUAGCACUGUGCAGGACACCGAGAAAAUUCAGAGGCAGAUUAUGUAUUUGAUGUGAAUGAAGUUUUUCAAGUGCCAGGGUCAAGGAGAGCCUUCUAAUUCCCCAUAACCGAUGAGCAACAUGUCUGUUGUAAUAGUUCUAAGUAACCCAUUCCUCUUAAAAUACAAGGACUCUGAUACAAAUAUUCCAUGUGUGUACAAUGAUGGACUUCACCAGAAAAGGAGCUGUUGCUUUUUUUGGAGUAAUCUCUUCCCUUUUGCUCCCUGUUGCUGAACCAUACUACUUCAUAAAUAAUUUUGCUUGCUGAAGGAAGAGAACAUAUUUUUCAUGAACUCCUAAUCUUGGCCUGUUUAUGGAUAUUGAGAGGAGUAGGUCUUCUCUGGCCCCCUAGUGUGCAAGAGCAGUGGAGACCUGAUUUUACAAAGUAUGUUCAUAAAUGCUGUGCUGUUAAUACUGCAAAUAAACUGAAUAGCAAACA
This is a messenger RNA of Mastomys coucha (southern multimammate mouse), 6886 nucleotides long. It is a transcript of the gene Brca1, whose product is annotated as BRCA1 DNA repair associated. Lineage: Eukaryota; Metazoa; Chordata; Mammalia; Rodentia; Muridae. Bases 446 to 5908 code for a protein of 1820 amino acids. Gene Ontology annotation, cellular component: BRCA1-BARD1 complex; BRCA1-A complex; nucleus. The record is from RefSeq and is a predicted model, not a curated record. The transcript has 24 exons. Gene Ontology annotation, molecular function: zinc ion binding; ubiquitin-protein transferase activity; DNA binding. Gene Ontology annotation, biological process: dosage compensation by inactivation of X chromosome; double-strand break repair via homologous recombination; negative regulation of fatty acid biosynthetic process.